Molecule: messenger RNA, 2550 nt
Organism: Arthroderma uncinatum
Lineage: Eukaryota; Fungi; Ascomycota; Eurotiomycetes; Onygenales; Arthrodermataceae
Product: PH domain-containing protein
Exons: 1
Coding region: 1-2550 (849 amino acids)
Biological process (GO): ascospore-type prospore membrane formation; protein localization to prospore membrane
Cellular component (GO): prospore membrane
Source: RefSeq, a predicted model, not a curated record
AUGGGUAAAUUUGCUGCCACAAGGUUCAAACCGAGCUUCCCACAACCGGACGACAUCCAAGAAGAAGAUGAAAAUGAGAUAGCACCCGAAGAUUCUACAGGUAACGAUAGAACCCGCGGAGAAUCGGCAGAAGAACAUCGUGUGGGUCCCAGGAUAAUCAAAUCCAUUGAUGCUGCUCGAGAUGUCCAACGUCAGGAAGAAGAUAUAGCCCAGUUUGGGUUUUCUCACCCAAGUGUAAAGCGCAUACAGAAUCAAACACGACCACGGAAUAGUCCUAUAGCCACGGGCUCUAGUCCAGUUGUACGAAUGUCAUCGGAUGACAACGUCCCCGAAGCCUACUUCACGGCUCCCGACGUCGAGCCCCAACAAACUACUCCUCCUGCUAGGGCUCUAUCAAAAGGCAAGAAUAAAUCCCAACACCCAAGGGUUCCAGAAAGUGGCGGGAUUGCAAGUUCCUCUUCGUUGCCGUAUAGAAAUAGCUAUGCUACUACCGAUACAUCAGUGUUGGCGACAGAAACCGGGUCGCAGUCGUCCCUAAUACCCCACAAUAAGCAGCCGUCCUCUAUCUCCAAGAGUAGCAGGAAGUUAAGUGAAACCCAGCCAGAGGAGCUACAACCUCAGGAGCCCUGCGGCGAAACCGAUCGGACCGAGGCUGAAUUAGCAGAAUCUCAACGCAACCACGGUUCUAUCGGUCGUGUUAUCUCAGACCGGGUCCGCUUUGGGGUGGAAGAGGGUUUGGAAAGUGGCCAAGGUCGCAUACAGAAACAUUUGGGUUUAUCGAACGAGGCUAGAUCGACUAGAAGACAGAAGCGGCAAGUUCGUCGGAAUGGAGAGGUCUUGAGAGCAGAGAAGAUGUUAGUUCGUAUUGAAGUAACAGCUCAAACGGUACCCGACCUUUAUAACGACAAUGCUAGUCUCAAGAUAGAGACACGUCCAGUGGAAAACUGGAGAGAAUAUCUUGUUGUUUGUCGGCAAGGCUAUGACGAGCAGGUGCCAUAUAUUCUUCAGUUCUACAAAACGCGUGUGAUACCACAAGUCCAAGGUGCAAAGGUGAAGAGGAAAUAUGCACACGAAGUGAGGCUUGGUCAAGGACAGGCCAAUGUGAACCUUUUUUCCUCCUUGGAUAAGACGAUUGUUCUGUGGCAUCCAACUAAGGCAAACAAUACCCAUAUUUUCAUUAUGCGGGCCCGGUCGGCUGCGCAUUCAGUAGAAUGGUAUACAUUCAUUCGAAAAGCCUUGGGCUGGAAACAACCUUCAACUCUAUUCGUUCACGUUCCCGACCUUGAUGUCUCUCUUGUGCUACAAAACCCUUUUGCACAUCUUGCAAAAACCCAACAGGACGAGAAUGAAGGCGCCCUACUAAGUACAAUGAGUGAAGAACAAGCCGUAUCUUCAGGGAUAAUACGUACCUGUAUGGAGACGCUUUCGGAAUGUGUUGAGUGGUCCCAAAUUCUUGACAUUUGGACAAAGUCUGAAAAAAUGGGGUUGGCAUGGCGACGAUAUGACCGAUUAGAAUGGAUUCAGGGAGGGAAUGAGGAGAGAAUGUACGGGACAAUGGCAAUGAGGACCUCGCAUGACUUAGAGCUACGACCGAAACGGCACUACCCAACGUCUACUGUCUUAGAGUCAUGCAAGACACAGAUGAAGGAGCCCUCUCCCAUUGAGGGGUUCUUAAUUCUUCUCACUUCCCAACAAGGCACUCACAGGCGUUGGGGCAGAAAUUUCUCUAAACGCCUUUACUUUUAUAGCGAGGACCAGUAUCUUUGCUUCUGCAAGCCAACUAAGGCAUCUACACCGCCGGCGCCAAAACUUCCUACUAUUCGCAAUAGUCAUGCGUUAACAUCACCCGAAACAAUCAAAGGCUCUCCGGUGAUGUACCCGGUUGACCCGUAUCCGGUUGAGGAUGGUGAAAUAUCAUGGCUACGUAGCGGAAGCAACAAACCGUAUAUCAAACACCGGGAUCAGGCCGCGUUUGCAGAGACUCAACGAAACAAAAAAAACCUUAGCCAAGCGGAAGGGUAUAUCAACUUAUGUCGGGUGUCUGAAAUUCGAGCCUUGUCAGCGGUAGCGGGAGCGGAAGGUCAACAAAAUGGCAAUGGUGGAGGUGAAUCUCAGAACCACGCCAGGCACAGCAGUUUUAGCGGUAGCUUCUCCAGCGCUACCGGCAACGAUUCCAAGCAAGCUAAAAUGGAUCGGAUCUUUGAGCUUGUUCUUGACGACGGUUUGGUGGUUAGGUUACAAGCGUAUAGCAAGCAAACUCGAGACGCAUGGGUCGGGCGAAUGAAUCAAUUAUCCACUUACUGGAAAGCUCGAACGAAGGCGGACAUUACAACCCUAAAAACCGUGAGACAGCGUAACUUGGAAAAGUUAGAUAUCGAUGAGGAGCAAGAGUCCAUUAUUGGACAGUUCGCCCAAAAGUGGGAGGUUGCACGGGCAGAGACAUCACCCGAGCUUUUCAAUGUGUGCGGCCCUUCAGGGUGUCGAGCAAUCAAGGUAUGCAUCGAGCCAUUUACCCCGUUCUCUCCCCUUAAAAGUGUGAACCGUAAUUAA